This is a messenger RNA of Lethenteron reissneri (Far Eastern brook lamprey), 4701 nucleotides long. RefSeq names its product transmembrane protein 267 (gene TMEM267). The record is from RefSeq and is a predicted model, not a curated record. Lineage: Eukaryota; Metazoa; Chordata; Hyperoartia; Petromyzontiformes; Petromyzontidae.
UCUAGCCGCCACGCAUAUAAAGGAUUUAUAGUGAAAAACUUUGUUUUUACGGGUUAUACUUAUUUUUAGUUUGGGUUAUACCCAAAAUAAAUGAAACUAAAACGCAAACCAAUCAAACAAUCGCGUUGAUAGCGUCUCGUCGCUAGGUGACCCAAACUUGGCAGAGAAAAUGAAAAUCGUUGAGGGCCCUCAACGAUUCGCGUCGGGGACAUUGACCGCCGAUGCCGCUACCGAGUGAUGAUUCGAGACCUUUAAACUCACGAUUUCGCUGCGGCUUCGGGUCGUCGUUCGCUCGGCUAACAAUGCCACGCCAGCUGCGGUGAAAAGGCAGAAAAGCGGCCAGUUGCUUUGACAAACACGACUCGGAAGUUGCUCGCGACAACUUUACACGUAGGCCGCAUGGAGCCUACGCUCUUGCCUGGAAGCCGCGCCGGGGCCCCAUUGAUGAAGGCGGCGGCGGACGUAGGCCGCAUGGAGCCUACGGUCUUGCCUGGACGCCGCGCCGGGCCCCCGUUGAUGGAGGCGGAGGCGACUCAGCGUCGGCGGUGGUGGUGGCGGUGGCUGUGGCAGUCGUGUCCACUGCCGCCUUUGUCUCUCCUCUCGAGCCUGCUGCUCGCUCUCUUCUGCGCCGUCGCGGACCCGCUGUGCGAGAGGCUACAGGCGGGCGGUGGCGGUGGCGAGCUUGCGAUGCUGAUGAAAGCUGGGAUCGACUCCGCGGUGCAUGGAGCCGUGGCCAUGUGGAGCUGGGCUAUCGUGUGUGGUGGUGGUGGAGGUGGUGGAGUUGGUGGUGGUGGUGGUGGUGGUGGAGUUGGUGGUGGUACAGUCGCUGCUCAGGUACUGCUCGCGGGCUUCCUGGCCUGCUGCCUCGACCUGGAUCACUUCGUUAUGGCCAAGUCGCUUCGGAUAUCGGACCUGCACAGACUGCGCGGCCGCCCUCCCCUGCACAACACCACGCUGGUUCUCGCGCUGGCGCUCUCGCUGGAGCUGGUGCUGGUUCGUCCACUGGGCCUGCUGGGCGGGCCCUGGGAGCGGCUACCGGCGCUGGCGGCGCUGGCGUGGCUGUCUCACCACGUGCGCGACGGCGCCCGCCGCGGCCUCUGGCUCUGGCCGCUGGGCUCGACGCCGCCGCUGCCGCGCUGGGCCUACCUGGCGCUGACGGCCGCGCUGCCGCACGCGACCGCGCUGGCGCUGGCCGCGUGCGGGAGGAGCGGGGAGCCGGGGCAGCGGAGACAGCCGAACGGAGCCGGUUCUUUCGUCUGAAGGAUACUUGAACGGGACGUUGACCAAUCAAUUUUGUGCAAGCGUGUGGAUGCUUUUUGCCGCCCACACCAAAAACAUUCCUCCGAUGUCCGCUGUCUCGCCAUGCGAUCCCCGCACCUUACUUACGAGCCGUGUUAACUCGUUAAGCGAGCAGCAGUUUGGGUCCAUAAUAUAGUUUUUUUUUGGGGUUAGAUCGCGUAAAUAUAAAUGUGUCGUUAAACCCGCCGCCACCCGACACAGCCAAUUAGUAAGGUUUUUCACGUAAACAGAACGUGCCAAUGCGUUACUAGUACAGCACACCGGUGUGUUGGAGAGCAAAUCCACAGUAUUGCCCGGUAUGUUGUACUUGCAUUUAUAUUUACGCGAUAUAACCCAAAAAAAGCUAUAUUAUGGAUGAUAUUGGUCGCGAAAGCCUACUUGUUAGCAGCUUGGGUACGAAGCUGUGAUCUGAGUAUAGUUUACACAUAGGCCUCUUCUGUGUGCUGUUGCUUAUUGAAGCAAAUGCUGAAUUAUUUAAUGAUCAUGUUUCCAAAGAACACUUUAGAGUUUUGUAGCAUCACCAUCGUCAUCCAUCAGUAAUCAUCGUUAUCAACAGCAUAAACAUAAUCGUCAUCCACCAGUCUUCAUCAUCAGGAGCAUCAUCAUAGUCAUCAAUUAUCAGCAGCAGUUGCAGCAGCAUCAUAAUCACCGUCUUUAAUUCGUAAUCAUCUGCAGCAGCAUUGACAAACAUUUAUCAGUCAACAUCAUCACCGCCCCCACACGUUGCGUUAUCAUUUCAAUGAUCAGCCGAUCCACCUCCGUGUGCGUUACUUGAGACUGGAAAACCCGAGAUGGAGUUUGUCACCUCCUGAAACUGGAUCCUGGAGCUACAAGUGCACGUGCUUUUGUGUAUAUAUUUUGCCUUAAUGAUAUGGUGAAUAACCGACGGUGUGACUCCGGUCACAAAUAUCAAACCACGGACGGCAGCGUAACGCCACCAGCCCACUUUGAAUUUCACCAUCAGAAUUUCUGCUACUCGCUAGUUAAGUUUGUGAGACUUUGGGUGUCUGUGUGAGUCUGUGGGUUUUUAUUAUGUAUCUCCAUGUGACUCUCUGCCUCAAACCACGGACCACAUAGUAACACGACGGCCCGCUUUGAGGCCUAGAAGCUAGCCAGAUAUAUUUUGCCCAGUGGCGGCUCAUGACAUUUCUGCUAGGUGGAGAUGUUGCGAGUGACCUCAGAAAUGAUGGUGUUCUAAUUAAGAAAAACCUCGUCAUGUUAUUGACAUUCCCGUGAAAAUUAUAUAGCUUAUCUACUAACGGUAGGCAUUUAUAAACAACACGAAACAUAACAACAAAGCACUCGAAUGCUGUCGCCAUGACCCUCAAGUCCACACUACACAACCCCAUUGACACUGCCAAAUGCCGAGAGGGUGUAGGCUGUGGGCCCUGCUACAUUUGCACGGUGCAACCUCGUGUUGUGACAUGGUCGUCACAGCCACGGGCGCCUCUUCCACCGCCCUGAAUGGGUCUCAAACGACGUGGCUACAAUGCGAAGCUGCUAAUCGCAACGAAUGAAGGGAAAUCUCUCACUCGGACGCCUUCACAGCCGCCCCGAGACCCUCAGCGAGGCAGCACAAAUCAGACUUGUGGCGUUGCAGCUGUUUCUAAUACGAACAACUUAAAAUGUUAUCUUAAUUGGGCAAUUAACCUUGAAAGAAUCAUUUGACAUGUUUUAAACGCAACGAAACUAAUUUAUGGAAAAGUAUUUUUUUUAUUAGAAAAAUAAUUGCUCAUCUCCUGCCGCUUGUUGGGGCGACGGCCCUCCGUGGACGAACCGCGCCUGAUUUUGCCGCAGAUGUUGAACCGUGGCCAGGAUUGUCAACCCGGGGUGACUGGGUGCGUAGCACAUUGAGCAAACCACUGCCACCACUCCACACACAACAGCACCCGCCACGCGGUGGCAGUGGCGUCAGCACGACGCCUGUGCUAAGCCAGGAGCACUUUUAGGCCACGUGAAGUUGUCGAAGGCUCGCUGGCAGGGGGCCUCACGGAACAGACCCAGGUGCCGUGGGUUGACUGACUUGAGAUGACUGGCAGAUGCACAGGAUGUGCCCUCUACUGUGCCAAUUCCACACACAUACAUACAAACAUGCAUAUAUACACACAGGAGAACCCUUCUUAACGAUGGUAAUUGGUUCCACGAAACCGGUCGUUAAGUGAUUUGGUCGUUAGCGAGUAUAGGAAAUAUACUUGAAUGGCUCAAUUCGUUCCAAUAGCAUCGAAUGUAAACCAUGCCCCACACAUAAUAUAGGUUUUUGGGUCAGAUCGCGUUAUUUAUAAAUGAGUCGUAACCCUCCACCACCCGACACGGCCAAACAGUAAAAAAUGUGUCACGUUUUUCAAAGGACAAAAUAAUUAACUUCUUUAGCCCACCGGUGUGUUGAAGAGAGAAUCAACAGCAUUUUAUAAUUUGAGACGUCCGACGUUUCGCUGAUAAUUACAAUCAGCUUCAUCGGGCAAGAAUGGUGAAGCUCUCCUGUUGCUUCCGGUCUUAAAUAGAGCAGCAUCAGGGUAACGUCAUCAUUUAAUUCAAUCUGGUGCAGUGAUUCGAGGCAAAGGAGGGGGAGGGUAAUGUAAUUAUAUAGAUUGGUCAUCAUUCAAUUGUUAUUCGUUGGUAUUUGUUUCCCUUAUAAGGAAUUGUAUUUGUUUAAUAAUACACUUCCAGGCCGCACUAAGCCUGUAGCUGUCAGAGCCCCACACGCUCAUGAAUGGACGCCGCCGGUUGAGCAAGGCCUGGUCAGUCAACUUUGGAGCUCGCCGAUUGGCCGAAAUUGGCGGUCACGUGCUCGUCGUAAGCCCGUCGUUAACAGGGGAAAUGGUCGUUAAGCGAACACAUUGGGCUCUAUGGAGGCCCGUCGUUAAGAGAUUAGUCGUUAACAGGGUGGUCGUUAAGACGGGUUCUCCUCUACACUAUACACUACACUAUACACUGCUAUACUCUACACGACUAUACACUGCACAUUGGACUCAAUGGAGGCCUGUCGUUAAGCGAUUAGUCGUUGACAGGGUGGUCGUUAAGACGGGUUCUACUCUACACUAUACACUACACUAUACACUACACUAUACUAUACACGACUAUACACUGCACAUUGGACUCAAUGGAGGCCUGUCGUUAAGCGAUUAGUCGUUAACAGGGUGGUCGUUAAGACGGGUUCCACUCUACACUACUAUACACUACACUAUACUCUACACGACUAUACACUGCACAUUGGACUCAAUGGAGGCCUGUCGUUAAGCGAUUAGUCGUUGACAUGGGUGGCCGUCAACAGGGGUUUUACCCGGCACAAGAUGUGCACGUUUGAAUUCUUUCUCUCCAGUUCCGUGAUGAAGUCGUGGGGCCAGGGACUCCCCUCCCCCGUGUGAAGGGGAUGUUUUGACAGACGGAAGAUAGGAUGUUGGA